This is a messenger RNA of Heteronotia binoei (common prickly gecko), 1324 nucleotides long. RefSeq names its product leucine rich alpha-2-glycoprotein 1 (gene LRG1). Gene Ontology annotation, molecular function: protein binding. Lineage: Eukaryota; Metazoa; Chordata; Lepidosauria; Squamata; Gekkonidae. Gene Ontology annotation, cellular component: plasma membrane. The transcript has 2 exons. The record is from RefSeq and is a predicted model, not a curated record. The coding region runs from base 133 to 1125 and encodes 330 amino acids.
CCAGAAGGGCAGGUUUCCGUGCCCAGUCCCUCCCCUGAACAGUGCUAAGAUUCGUUCAGAAGACCUGUAGCCAGACACCAAAUCCAAGGAGGUAAGAGGAAGCUGCAAGCUGCAACUAUAGGAAACUCUGCAAUGGCUUAUCAGGUCACAGCUCUUUCCCUAGCUUGCAUGAUGACUCUCCUUCAUGGCCUCCAGGCCUCCCUAUGCCCUCCGCUGCCCAUGCCGAACAAUGCCACCGAGUUCUCCUGCUCCUCCCCUUCUCUUCAGGAGUUCCCAACAGGCUUCCCCAAUGAGACUCUGCUCAUCUCUGUGGAGUUCACAAACAUCUCCAAGAUUGGCGCAGAUGCUCUCGUGGGCCUCAGCAAACUGCAGGAGCUUCACCUGUCCAGUAACAAACUGAGAUCUCUUCCCGACGGCCUCUUCCAUGACCUUCCAGAGUUGGCCACUUUGGAUCUCACUCGCAACCUCCUGGAAGACCUGCCACCAGGGAUCUUCAGGAACUCCAGCGUCUUGACUCAACUGAGUCUCCAUGGAAACCAGCUGGCCACCCUGCGGCCAUCUUGGUUUCACCCCUUGCGUCACCUCGCCAUGCUCGAUCUCUCUCAUAACCAGUUCACGGAGGUGCCCCCCUUUUGCUUCAGCAAGCUGGAGAACCUGACAGAUCUGGACCUCUCCUUCAAUUUUCUCCACACCUUGACUCCCCAGAUACUAGAAGGACUACUCCAUCUAGAGAAGCUGAACCUAGAAGGCAACCAGCUCCAGUCCAUUGCAGAUGGGACUUUCCAACGUACACCGAGCCUGAAGUUUCUCUUCCUCCGAAACAACACCUUGGCCAGUCUCUCAGCUGGGAUCUUUGAGCCGUUGAACCUUCUGGAACUGUUGGAUGUCUCCUACAACAAGCUCACCUCUCUCGUGCCUAAGUUUUCAAGUCAGGCAAUGAAACUCAGUCUUGAUCUAUCAGGCAAUCCCUGGGCAUGCAAAUGUCACAUGAGUGCCCUGGUGGCCUGGCUGAAGGAACAUUCUAUCUUUCUGUGGGCUGAGCAACAAACCAUCUGUGCCACCCCAAAGUACCUGGAAGGGCAGAUGAUAACAUCUCUCGCCCCUGGCAAGUUUGGCGCCUGCUGAAACAUAAGAACAUAAGAAGAGCCCUGCUGGAUCAGACCUGUGGUCCAUAGGGCAAUACCAGGCUUUGUAAGAUGGUUUAUCUUAAAUUGUUUUUGUUGAUUUUAAACUUAUGUAUCCCUAUAUGAUGUACAUCGCCUAGAGCCUGGCAUUGCCAGGAUGGGGCUAUUAAUUAAGCCAAAUAAAUCAUGAUAAUAAUUCA